This is a messenger RNA of Penaeus monodon (black tiger shrimp), 4038 nucleotides long. RefSeq names its product proline-rich protein 36-like. Gene Ontology annotation, molecular function: nitric-oxide synthase binding. The record is from RefSeq and is a predicted model, not a curated record. NCBI's taxonomy places the organism in Eukaryota, Metazoa, Arthropoda, Malacostraca, Decapoda, Penaeidae.
AGUGUGGCUCAGUGCCCGGGCAGCGCGGGCAGUGGUACGCCUCACUGGCCCUCUCGUUCCUCGUGAAAUGAGUUAAAAGCUUGUUGAGAAGUUGAAUGCAUAAUACAGUUUGGACGCAGAAUUUCCCGAAAAUGCCCGAGCCAAGACCUCGCGCCCCGCCUUGUGGUUGAGCAUGUGAGGGCGAGCGGAGCAUGAGCCGAGCGCUCUCGUGUACCCGCGGCUGCGAGUCCCUGCGAGCGUAGAGAAGGAGGCGGAGCCGAGACAGUGUGGGCGUAGAGACAGCGUGGGCGUGAGGGCAAGAAGCCAGAGGCGGCGGUAGCAAGGCUGGUGAUGGUGAGGGCGGCGAGGGAAAGGCCCUGGGGCAUGGGCGGGCCGCCGCGCCGCACAUGAGGGAGGAGCCCUGCCUGUGAGCGGUUCGAGGACGCCCCCGCGCCGCGCCCUGGCCACGCCCCCUGGCCCCACCCCCUGGCCCCGCCCCCUGCCGCCAUGCUGAAGCAGCCCGGGGGCACAGACGCCGCCAUGUGCGUCCCUGACGAGCGCCCCCGCAAGAAGCUGUCCUUCCGCGAGCCCGAGGUCGUCGCGCCCUCCAGAAACGGCGGCCACGCCCACGGCGCCUCCCUCAGGCACCCGCCCCCCAGUCCCGCUCACUCGGCCCUGCACGCCCCACACCACUCGCACCACGCCCUCCGCCACAACCUCGGCCGCCCGCACAGCAUCGCCGGCAUCGUGGGCUUGGGCGGGCUGAGCGCCCUGGGCGGCGUCCCCGGCGUGGCCAACCCCGGGCCGGCGUCGGGCGCUCAGUGCGUCACCUCGCCCGGCGCCGCCAGCGUCUCGGGCGUCACGUCCAUGCUGGGCAACCCCGGCCUGCUCGGCCCCCCCUGCGUGCCCGGCGUGCUGCCCGGCCCCGCCACGCCCAUCCUGACCCCGCCCACCAGCCCCACCCACGCGCCCGCCGCCCCGGCCAAGGGCGGGCCUGGCGCCCAGCCGGCGACAGCCAGUGGCAAGUCGGCGGCGCCCUCGCUCCCCUCCGCGGCGCCGGCGAAGGCCGCUCCCCCGCCCGCGUCCGCCAAAACCGGCGGCACUCCGCCCGCCGCCCCAGCGCUGAGGAUGUCGGCUGCUCAGCCUCCCACGCCCCCGGUGAAGGCGGGUCCCAGCCCGCUGGCCACGCCCACGCCCAAGACACCUGUCAGCCCGGGCUCCUCCAAGGGCGGCGCCGCGCAGCAGGCGGCGGCGCCCUCGGGCAAGGCGCUGCCUCCGAGCGGCAGCCGGCCGCCGGGCCAGGCGAAGCCCGCCAAGCCGGCCUCCAGGAACAGCUCCCUCAAGAAGCAGAGGCCGUCGGCGCUGGCCGGCGUGCAGCAGGCCGUCGCCUUCCUCACGGAGCGGGGCCUCACCAACGACAUCGACCUGGAGAGUCAGGCCAUGAGAAUAGUGAGAACAGUCGGCCAGGCGUUCGAGGUGUGCCACAAGAUUUCCGUCAAGGACACGCCACCUUCGCCCGAGCCAGCCGAAGACGAAGCCAGCGAGCACGGAUCCGAACUGUCAACAGAUAAGCCUAGGAAAGAUUUGCUCGACACGGAGAGCGGGCAGGAGGACCUGGUCACCCUCACGCCCUCGGACACUGUCAACGAGGACUCCGUAGAGCUCCUGCCGCAGCGACCCAACAAGCUAGAGCCUCUCGCGCCCCCGGCGGGAUCGGACAUCCUCUCAAAGAGUGUGGGCGAGACCUACGCACUUGAAGCUCAGGCCCGCACACACCAGCUCCUCGUCCACAACAAGGAGCUGCUCGAGCACAUCCAGGCGCUGGUGCUGCAGGUGCGGGACCUCGAGGUGAAGCUGUCCGGCCAGCAGAGCGCCACGAUGCCCUCCACGCAGCUGCUCCCGACGCCUCCGGAGCUAAAGGCACAGCUCUUGGUGCCCGGCGCUAGCCCUGGCCACACCAGCCAGCUGGCGGCGGCGUUGGACCUCGGCGGCGCGGCCCCGCUCUUCCGCCCCCCGGAACCCCCGCCCACGCCCUCGCCCGGCAUAGCCCAGCAGUCGUUCCUUUUCCCCUCGCCCACCUCCCCAACCAACUCCGCCCCCUCCCUCCUGGGGGCGCUGCAGCUGCCGGUCCUGGUCCAGGACCCCAGCUCGGCCCCCCACUCCCGCGAGCCCUCCCCCCGCGUCCCCUCUCAAGGGCCGCUCAUCCAUCCCCUCCCCGUGUGGGCCACCGACGGCGGCCGCGGCGGGGAGCUAACUCUGGCUGUGCCCCGGCAGGACCCCCUCUCCGCCCCCAAGCUGCAGGGACUGCCCCGGCCCCGAGGCGCGCAACGCUACGAGGAGUGCAGCAGCACGCCCUCCCUCAGCAGCGAGAGCGACCCCAAGCGCGACAGCAGCGGCCAGUCGUCGGGCGAGAGCGUGACGCAGGCCGUGGCGCAGCUGUACGCCCUGGAGCCGCAGCGGCUGGCGCAGGUGCCGGAGGACGCCGUGACACUGGGCCCUUACGGCCCGACGCCGCUCGGGACACCGCGCAACCUCAACGGGCCCAUCACCCGCACCGCCAGCGAGCGUGUCUCACGCCAGGAGACCCUGGCGCAGCUGCAGCGCAUGGCGUGGGCGCGACACACCACCAAGUGAGGUCGCCGCGAAGCCUCGCCGGCGAAGCCUGCAAGUGACGGUCUGCUCGUCCCGUUCAAGAACGCAAUCAACUUUUCCGUCUCUCCAUCCCUAAAUAAUCAAAACAAAAACAUAAGUGAUGUGAAUAGAAAAUAUAUAUAUACGCAGAAUAAAAAAAAAAUACGCAUUCUCAAAACAAAUAUGUUCAGUGAUAAUACAAGUGCAGGUGUUACUGACUUCCCCCUCCCCCCUCGAGGAUGACGUGGUGUUGCGUUCCGUCGUGGAGCCGCGCGGAGGGCCCGAGCGCCCCCCGGCCUCUCACCCUUCGCCUCUCACCCUUCGCCCCGCCCACACCCUCAUCUCCUGUGAUAGUCGAACGUCCCACCAGUGUUUGUGGCGUUUUGUGGAUCGCGCGAGCUUGACCUGACUCGCCCGGGGCUCCGCGUGGAACAGUUCAACAACAGGCUGCUUACCUCUCGAACCCUCCUUUUUCCAGUAACAGUUGUAAGAAAUGUAUCAUAAGUGUGUUUGAUAAUGAAAGGGAGACAGUCACUUCUUAUCUAUAGCCAGCCACUCAUUUAGUCUCAUUAAAAGAUAAGUAUGAUUUUAAGGUAUUUAAUCUAGCUUUAGUGAUGGUGAUUGAAUCUCCAGUUAAGACGAGAGCGAAACGCGCAUGCGGACAGACCUGUGCGGUUCAGACUGCGGAAUCUCACUGAAGUAGCCAUUGUGUGUAGGUGUGGAGUCGUGGUGUCCGAGAGUGGCCUCAGGAUUGUUCAGAGUUGAUGUCAUACUCAUGCCAUAUCAUCAGUUUUGCCAGAUGGGAAUCAUGCACAAAGGUCUCACUCUUAUUAGUCAUGCGUCUGGCAACACUGCAUAUAUCAUCACGAAUAGCCAUGCUCCCAACACCAUAUUCCUUUGUAUAUAGUACCAGUGUAGGUUAAGACACCUGUUCUGUAUAUUUUUAUGUACACUUCAAUACAAGGCGGGAAGACAAAUCAUUUCAAUAAACGCUGUAUGUAAUGCUAAGGAUCUGGACUCUCAAGAGACUUAAACUGGAUGUGUUUACCUUCGUCUGUUUUGUAUUGUUAUUAUGUCCUGGUACUCUGCUAGCUGUGUACGUUAACCUUGUGUCUGAUAUUUCCCCUCGCCCAGUUCCUCAACCUUUAUUUAGUUUCGAUGAGGUCAUCACGCACAGUAGACGGUAGUGAUGACUGUAUUUUGUUACAGUGCCAAUAUAGUGCCAAAAAUGCUUUAUUAAGAUAUACUUAUAUGACUAUAAAUGCAUUCAGUAAAUGACAGUAUUGUGCAGUUUACACCCCACUCUGUCGAUUAUGGCGCUGGUGGGUAGACUACAUACACCUGAGUCUCGGUUAGAACGUCUUGCGUCUAAUGUAUAUAUGUAGUCUCGAACUGUCCAUAUAAAUGUAUCUUGGUGGAGAAUAUGAA